AUGUUCAAGCAGCUUUCGUCAAGACAAGCUCGAUCUCCUGAUACGCAUUCCUCGAUCAGCUCGCAAGACCCUGCCUGGAAGAAAGAAAUAUACAAUGCCAACGAAGAAGUCCAUGAAAGUUCAACAUUAUCAUCGACGCAAACUCGACGCACCUUGUCUCGUCACUGGCUACCGUUUAGGUCUUCUUCCAGACGCCGUAGUCCAUCGCCUGAGACACAGUCAAAGUUUGGACUGCACGUCGUUCACCGACCGAAGACAAUCGCACCAGUAAACAUUGUCUUUGUACAUGGUCUUGGUGGUGAUCGAAUAUUGACAUGGUGCAAGCAUAGGGACAAAAGACUAUACUGGCCGGAAAAGUGGCUUAAACAGGAGCAGAGCAUUGGGCGUUGUCGCAUUCUAUCCUUUGGGUAUGAUGCCAGCUUUGGUAUGGGUGCGGUCAAGAGCAUCUAUAGGAUCUCAGACUUCGCCAAAAGCCUUUUGCACGAUAUGAAGUUUGGACAAGAUAGCAAUGGAAAUCCUCUAGGACUGGGAAAAGUGCCAACAGUUUUUGUUGCACACUCUAUGGGUGGCCUUGUUGUUAAGGCAGCGUACCUUUUGGGACAGAACGACGAGACAUACAAAGAAGUUGUGCAAUCCAUCGGGGCAAUUAUUUUUCUGGCAACACCUCACCGUGGUGCGGACUCAGCUGCGACACUCAAUAACCUACUUCAAGCCAGUUUUUCAUCUUCCAAAAGCUUUAUCGCAGAGCUUCAACGUGGCUCCCCUGCCCUUGAAGACAUCAACGAACAGUUUAGGCACAUUGCACCCAAAUUGUUGAUCGCUUCAUUCUACGAAAGUCUAGCGACGAGGAUUGGGAUACACUCUACCAUGAUAGUCAUUAGAGAUUCUGCAACACUGGGAUAUCAGCAGGAAAUUUCAAGGGAGCUCCAUGCGGAUCACCAUGAAGUGUGCAAAUACUCGAGUCCGCAAGAUGCGAACUACACCAGUGUUCGCAAUACAUUGGCCUCAUUUAUUGCGCAACUACAAGCAAAGGGAAUAGAGGUUAUCAAUGAUCUUAUGGCUGAGGAAUCGAGAAAGAUUGAAAAGCUGUUGUUGGUCACACCCAAACAUGAAGAGGAAUUCGAGACUUUGCGUUCUUGGUGGCUGGAAGGGACCUGUGAUUGGAUCUUUGACGUCGCUACCGUCAAGAACUGGCUGAAGAAUGAAGAAGAGGUAGAAGAGGUACCGAUCGUGCAGUUCAAAGCUCCGCCUGCGAGUGGUAAAUCCGUUCUAAGCGCAUACCUUGUUCGCGAGCUUCGUUCUCGCGGCCAUUCCGUCUUGUAUUUCUUCUUCAGAGCGGAGGACUCUGACCAACGAACUGUGAGUUUCUUCUUGAGGUCAACGGCGCUGCAGCUGGCAAGCGUCAGCCCCGUGUAUAAGGAGAAGUUGCUUCACAUAGCUAUUGGCGGCCACAGCGUGAUGACCUCGAGCUCCACGGAUGUCUUCCGAAAGCUGUUUCAAUUUGCGUCCUCGGGUGUCGACUUCCCGUAUCCUUUGUACUGGAUUGUCGAUGCGGUCGACGAGUCAGAAUCGGCAAAGACUGUGCUUGAGUACAUAUCCAGAAUACGGCUGGUCAUCCCUUCCCUAAAAGUAUUGUUCACUAGCAGGGAGUCUGUCAUCUUCCCGGCCGACCAGAAAAUUGCGACUUUCUCCGCGUCAGCAGAGGGCAAAGGAUCUGUUGGCGAUAAUUCUUUGGACAUUAGAAUCUAUCUUGAGCGGAUGAUGCAUGAAAUGGGUGGUAAACAAGAGUUGAAAGACACUGUGAUGCAGGCAAUUCUGCGCCGGGCACAAGGGAAUUUUCUUUGGGUCCGGUUGGUUGUAAAAGAAAUCCUCAGUUGCCAUACAGAGGAAGGGAUCGAGACGGCCUUGCAAAGCAUGCCCAAAGAUAUGAAUCAAUUGUACGAACGCAUGGAGUGGGUGGUUUUAUCAGCACCCCGUGCUGAAGACAAGGAGAUCGCUCAGAUGAUCCUUCGAUGGGUUGUUUGCUCCCGUUUUCCCAUGACUACCGAAGUUUUGAACCAGGCCUUGAACAAGAAAUUCAUCGAUCUGCGGAAAACGAUCUCCCAAGUCUGUGGACAGUUUGUCAUGGUCGACCCCUCUGGUCAAGUCAGGCUUAUACAUGAAACUGCUCGGGAAUACUUGACAAGAACUACGGCGAGUCCCAUUGCAAUACGACUACCAAAAAGCCAUUACUCGCUCUUCGAGCAAACAUUAUCGGCAUUGCUUGCCCCUGACAUCCGCCAGAAGGUCAUCAGAGCGCAAGAGUCCAUUUCAGUAUCGGAGCCCUUUCUGUUGUAUGCAGCCACGUCGUGGAUGUAUCAUCUGCAGCAGUCAGCCGAAAUAAGCGACCAAACCAUCGACCAUCUAUCUCAAUUCUUUAGAACGACCUCUGUGCUCGUAUGGAUCCAUUUACUGUCAAUUACCGACCAGCUGGAUCGGUUGGUCAGGGCAGCCAAGAUUGUGACGGACUCCAUUAAAGCUUAUCGCAAGUCAAACAUGACAAAAAAUCCAUUGUUGCACAAAUUAUCGAAUCUGGAGCUUCUUGAAAGAUGGUCUGCAGAUCUCUUGAAGAUUGUGGGGAAGUUCAGCCGGCAGUUGAAGAUAUACCCUGCAGCCAUAUAUAGCCAGAUUCCGCCUCUAUGCCCUUCCAGCUCUGUCAUUUACGAACAAUUCUACCAACAAGACUUCGCAAAUAUUAAAAUCAUGGGAAUCUCGCAAACGGAUUGGAAUGACAAUCUUGCUCGGAUUCCACUACCCCGUGGGGAGGAAGGCAUCAAACUAUGUUGUUUCGGACGGUAUGUUGCUGUGCUGACCAGCUCUGGCAGGGUAACAAUCUGGGACGCGAACCACUUCAAGCAAGUCUGUUCUCUUGUACACCAAGAGGCUGUCACUUCGAUGUCUUUCAACCGGUACGGCACAGAAAUGCUCACCUUCGGCCUAGUAACAUCCAGGCUGUGGUCUGUUCCCUCAGGGGAGCUGUUGGCCACUGUAGUUAAUCCUGCUAAUACCAGAGCAUUGUCUGUCACAUUCAGAGAGACCGAUAGGAGUGUCCUUGUUGCCUGCACAAAUCGAGUUAUAUAUUCUCUGGACCUUGAAGACCUCGCUGCUGGUUGGCGUAUGCUUAGUCGAAGCUUACUCCACGAGCGAUCAGAGGUGGGUGGAGCUAUCGUCAACUCACCGAGGUGUGUAUCAUUCAACGGAGAUGCGAGUCAGGUUGGAGUUUCGUACCGGGGUUUUCCACUAUCGGUGUGGGAUCUCAAUGAGAUGCGGUGUAUCGCCAGGUGUAGGAGACCGACGCGCACACCGAGUAAGCCAGAAUCAGCCGAGGUUACUUGGUUCCCAGUCGAUAGAUUUACCUGGAACCCCGUUACCGGUCACAUCAUUGGCUUGUACAAAGAUGGUACGGUAUUCAAAUGGCACCCUGCAACGAACGAGUAUCAGGAAGCUUCUUCGUCUGCCGAUGAGGUGGCUGCCAGUCCCGACGGCAGUUUAUUCGUAACAAGCAGCAGCAACGGAACCGUCAAAGUGUGGAGCUUUGAAUAUAUGUCGGUCAUAUAUCAGCUCUCGUCUGGUGAUCUGGUUAGGGAGCUGGCAUUUGCUCCGGAUAGUAGACGGUUCUAUGACAUCCGAGGCUCUUUAUUAAACGCGUGGCAAUCAAACACUCUACUACGAUUCCUUGAGGUAGAUGAGGCUUUCAGUGAUACAUCCAGCCAGGAUCAAAGAUCAACAUCUAUUUCGCAUAUAUCCGAAGCCCAUACCGUGUCUUAUGAAGCAGUGUCUGUGAUCAGAGUCAGCCCAGAGCACGGCUUGUACUGCGCUGGUAACGAGGAAGGAAUUGUGACACUGUUUGAUGAAAAGUCAGAGGAACUGGGGAAAAUUCUGGAAUUUCCCAAUUUUGUCAGCAUCAGUUGUCUUGCGUGGAGUAAUGAUUCAGGCUAUGUGGCCGGUGCAGACCUCGCAGGAGACAUUGAGAUUAGAAAACUCACUAAAGUCAAAACCACCGGCAACGGCCCGAGUCAGGUACAGUCUGUACCCCAAUCGAAGCCCGUUUUAAAGAAGGACGGCAGUGCAAUAUGUGACCUUCUUUUCAGUCACGACUCAACCCUUCUACUUAUUAUUUCAGGUCUGAGCGCGUAUAUUUGGUCAGUGGAAGAAGGAUGUGUGAUAAUCGAGAAACAAAUUGCGCAAACAAGCACUCAGAUAUGGGCAAACCAUCCUGCACAGCCUGGGACUUUGCUGAAGUUUGCGGACAAUGGUAUCACAGGCUUUAGGUGGUCGGACUUUUCCGAGAUUGCUACUGCGUUAUAUGACGGUUUAUCACUGCACAGCGAGGCAACUUGUCCAAAACUCAAAGGUGUGAGAUUUAACCAAAAUGGCAAGUUUGCAACCAUUCAUCAAACAGAUAUUACAUGCAUGGAAAGGUUGUUCAUAGUCGAUAUCUCAGCCUUACAACUCAAACCUGGAAGCACUUCAAGUAUUGCGAGGCUCUCAACAAUAGUCCCAGCAGAUGUUGCGAGACAGGUGGAAGUGGUACUUGGCAUCCUCCCCGGAUCAAGGUUCUUCUUUCUUGAUAAAAAUUUGUGGCUUUGUUCUGUUUUCCUUAAGAGUUCGGUUACGGAAGAUACCAUCGAGCGUCAUUACUUUUUGCCACGCGACUGGACAACGACAGAAUAUUUCCAACAGUGUUUGCUGUUGGAGAAUGGUACGCUUCUUUGCCCUAGGGAGGAUGAGGUGGCUGUGAUUAAAAGCGAACUGAGCCGCUCGUACUGA
Molecule: messenger RNA, 4809 nt
Organism: Aspergillus nidulans FGSC A4
Lineage: Eukaryota; Fungi; Ascomycota; Eurotiomycetes; Eurotiales; Aspergillaceae
Exons: 2
Coding region: 1-4809 (1602 amino acids)
Source: RefSeq, a predicted model, not a curated record